Molecule: messenger RNA, 1096 nt
Organism: Notothenia coriiceps (black rockcod)
Lineage: Eukaryota; Metazoa; Chordata; Actinopteri; Perciformes; Nototheniidae
Gene: zc3hc1
Product: zinc finger, C3HC-type containing 1
Exons: 7
Coding region: 63-914 (283 amino acids)
Cellular component (GO): nucleus
Molecular function (GO): zinc ion binding
Source: RefSeq, a predicted model, not a curated record
GGUCUUUCAAAGCGGAACGAUUGGUUUCAGGUCUUAUUUUCCCGGGGACCACAGAGCCGAUCAUGGCGACUCUCAGCGGCAGUCGUGGGGAUCGCUUCGGCAACACUAAUCAACGAAAGUCUUCUUUUGCAUCUCCAGAGAAAGUCCGAGCACUUCUUAAUGCAGGAGUGUCCCCGGCACAGGUCGGGUCUAACAGUAAACAAGAAAAUGGGAAAGUUCUGGAAGUAAAGAGCGAUACUCAAGCACCUUGUGAGUCAACAAACAAAGAGGCCUUUUUCUCAAGAGUGGAGUCAUAUUCAUGUUUGAAAUGGGCAGGCAAACCCCGCACUCUGUCCCCUCUCAUAUGCGCCCGAUAUGGCUGGAUCAACGUCGGCUGCGAUAUGCUCAAGUGCUCCAGCUGCCAGGCGUUCCUCUGUGCAACACUACAACCAACUUUAGACUUUGAAAAAUAUGGAUCCCGCAUUGCAGAGAUUUCGAGGCAGCUCCAGUCGCAGCAUGAGAAGUUUUGCCCCUGGCCUGACUUUCCCAGCCCAGAGAGUUUCUGGCUGGUUCCAGCGUAUGAACCGUCAGCACUUCUCACCGCCUUCUUAGGGCGCUUCCAGAGCGCCUGUCUGCUCGCACAGCAGCUGCCUGCCAUGAAGCCGGAGCAGCUGAAGUCUAUGUCUUUGACAGAGGAGGUCAUCAGUGUUAUACUGCAGCUGAUCGAGGAUGAACACAAAAGAAAGAAAGAUUCUCCAUGUUCUGAACCCUUGGCUGUCCAGGUGGCUGCAUGCAUUGUUUCUCUCUGUGGCUGGUCUGCAAGCACGGCCCUGCAGCGCGAUGAACCUGCGCUACUCCUCAGAAUGCUCCGUACUGUAGGCAAGGUGGGCUUCAGUGGAACUUCUUCCAGAUGGAGGAACGGCAUGGCGAUGUAGAUCGUUUGUCAACCACACACUGUAGGGCCCUCUACCCGCUCUACCCCCUCCUACUGCAACUACAGUUAGCUGCUGCCGUGGCCCUGCCUGAGGGGCCAGGGGGACCAGCCUACUCUCUGCCUCAUCCACCCCUCCAGCCUCGUAUGAAGCUGAGGAGGCCAGGACUUCACCCCGAGUCUGAU